Messenger RNA from Fopius arisanus, 1190 nucleotides. RefSeq names its product ribosomal protein LP0 (gene RpLP0). The record is from RefSeq and is a predicted model, not a curated record. The transcript is spliced from 5 exons. Gene Ontology annotation, molecular function: structural constituent of ribosome; large ribosomal subunit rRNA binding. NCBI's taxonomy places the organism in Eukaryota, Metazoa, Arthropoda, Insecta, Hymenoptera, Braconidae. Gene Ontology annotation, biological process: cytoplasmic translation; ribosomal large subunit assembly; ribosome biogenesis. Gene Ontology annotation, cellular component: cytosolic large ribosomal subunit. The coding region runs from base 130 to 1083 and encodes 317 amino acids.
GGGGUCUCUCAAACCUGGAACUACCGUUCGAAUUUCCGGUUGACGAAUAGAUUUCCGUUUUCUCGUCCAUUACGCCCGUAGAUUUUGCCGAGUCCUUAAACUUUUCGAAAUCCCUAUUUUCACUUCAAGAUGGGUAGGGAGGACAAGGCAAGCUGGAAGUCCAACUACUUCACAAAACUUAUCCAACUUUUGGAUGACUAUCCAAAAUGCUUUAUCGUGGGCGCGGACAAUGUCGGCUCGAAGCAGAUGCAGCAAAUUCGCAUGUCCCUCCGUGGGAGUGCUGUUGUUCUCAUGGGAAAGAAUACCAUGAUGAGAAAAGCCAUUCGAGGACACAUCGAGAGGAAUGCUGCCCUUGAAAAACUUCUGCCUCACAUUCGAGGCAAUGUGGGCUUCGUCUUCACUCGUGGAGACCUCGUCGAGGUCAGGGAUAAACUCCUGGAGAACAAAGUCAGAGCACCAGCUAGAGCUGGAGCUAUUGCUCCAUUGAGUGUCAUCAUUCCAGCUCAGAACACUGGACUGGGACCGGAGAAGACUUCCUUCUUCCAGGCCCUCAGUAUUCCCACGAAAAUUUCCAAGGGUACUAUUGAAAUUAUCAACGAUGUCCACAUUCUGAAACCUGGAGACAAAGUCGGAGCUUCAGAGGCAACUCUCCUCAACAUGUUGAACAUCUCUCCAUUCUCGUAUGGUCUCCUCGUCGAGCAGGUAUACGAUUCUGGGACUAUUUUCGCUCCUGAGAUUCUCGAUAUCAAGCCAGAGGACCUCCGUGAAAAAUUCCUGGCUGGUGUUGCCAAUUUGGCUGCAGUUUGUUUGGCCAUUGGCUAUCCCACUGUCGCCAGUGCUCCACACAGCAUUGCCAAUGGAUUCAAAAAUCUUCUGGCUGUCGCCGCUGUUACUGACGUCGAAUUCGCUGAGGCUGCCACCAUCAAGGAGUACAUCAAGGACCCCAGCAAAUUCGCAGCAGCUGCUGCUGCUAGUGCUCCAGCAGCCGCUGCAGCCGCAGCCCCAGCUGCCGACAAGAAGGAAGAGAAAAAGGAGGAAUCCGAAUCCGAGGACGACGACAUGGGUUUCGGUCUCUUCGAUUAAACGAAACCAAUUCACUGACUUUGUUCUAUUGACCGCAGAUAUUCUCCAUGGGAAUGCUGCUGAUGUUUUGUACCGACGUCCGAAUAAAGUACAGAAAACCAUAAAAA